Messenger RNA from Brassica rapa (field mustard), 4603 nucleotides. RefSeq names its product serine/threonine-protein kinase BSK7. Gene Ontology annotation, biological process: brassinosteroid mediated signaling pathway; protein phosphorylation. The record is from RefSeq and is a predicted model, not a curated record. NCBI's taxonomy places the organism in Eukaryota, Viridiplantae, Streptophyta, Magnoliopsida, Brassicales, Brassicaceae. Gene Ontology annotation, molecular function: protein kinase activity.
GCAGUUUUGUUUUGCAUUUGCAGAAACCUUCAGUCCAAUGGUUUAACAGGAAAGCUACCUCCAGAGCUUGGUAACUUGAAGUACCUUAAAGAACUUCAUAUCGACCGGAAUAGGCUUCAAGGAAGUCUUCUUGCUGCUAGCUAUCCCUCAAAAGUUGCAAAUAAUGGCAGCGGUUUGUGCAAGUCUUCUCUGCUGAAAGUAGCUGACUUUUCAUACAACUUCUUUGUGGGGAAAAUUCCCAAGUGUUUGGAGCACCUUCCAAGGACGAGCUUUCAAGGGAACUGCAUGCAAAACAAGGAUCUUAAGCACAGACCUUCUUCUUCUUCCCAGUGCGGUGCGUAAAGAUAUAUAUAGAUUUUUAUUUUUCAGUGAGUCUCGGUUUACUAAAUGUAAUCCUUGUGGCAGCUCAUGAAAGCCCGACCUCCCUCCCUAAGCACCAUUCAGCUGAAAUUGUGGCUAAGCAUCAUAGACCUAAGUGGCUUCUUGCGCUUGAGAUAGUCACAGGACCAAUGUUUCUCUGAUGCAGCUGGUUGAUUUCGAGUGCUGGAAGACUAUUCUUGCGAGAUCAGAAAAGAAUUUGAGAAAUAUUAAUAGCCAAGGUGCGGUAUGCAAUGGAGAGUCGGUUUCUCGUUGUAUCUGGUAAUAUCUAUGCGUUUGGUGUUCUUUUGCUGGAGAUUGUGAGUGGUAGACCUCCUUUCUGCAAAGACAGAGGCUUCUUAACUGAAUGGGUAAGAAGAAAGCUUCAAACUUUGUUACUUGCAACCAACCAAAUGGGUUUGACUUUUUUUGGUGGGUCCGGAGCUGAAACAUUUUAACCAAGAAGAGCUUGAGACUGUAUGCGAGGCGGCGAGGCAAUGCUUGGACAGGGAUCCGAACAACAACAGCAACAAUAACAAGAAGCCAUCAGUGGAAGAGCUAUGUGAGAUGUUGGAGUGUGAAAUCAGUUUGUCGAUAUCUGCAGAGCUUCGAUCAUCUUCUUUGGCUUGGGCUGAGCUCGCGCUUGACUCGUGAUGAGGGGAAGAUAAAAUACUAUCUGGAAACCAAAACAACCCCCAACCUCUGUAAAUCAGUCGACUCGUUUACAAACAUUUGAUAUUGUUUUUUUUCUUUUUUCUUUUCCAAUUUCUCUGAUCUUAGAGGAGUGUGUUUUUUGAUCAAAAAAAAAAAGAAAAAGAGGAGUGUGUUUGAGUGCUUACGUGUUGCUUUUGUUCUUGAUUAGUUUUUUUUUUGGGGUGUUUUACAUUGUGUAUGUAAAGGGAGAGAGACAUAUAGAGUUUGUAAAAAAUACUUCAUCCGUUUCAAAAAAAAAAUACAUAUUUUAGAUUUUUUACACAUUAAGAAAACGCAUUAAAACUUUAUUGUAAAUGCAUUGUUUUAUAUGUUAAUAACAAUUUUUCAUAAUUUUUAGCCAAUAUAAAUCCAAUAAACACCAUUAACUUUUUUGAAAUUUACAAUUUUUCAUUAAAUAAUACAUUGAAAAAGUAAAAAAAAAUAUCUUUUUGAAACAAUUUUUUUUUACAAUGUGGAUCUUUAUGAAACAGAGAGAGUAUUAAAUUUGGAAUUUCUAUGAGAGGUUGAAUAAUGUGUAGUGAAGUAUUUUUGGAGCUUUGAUCAGGGGCGGAGGCAUAGAGGUAGUGGUAGGGUCAACUAACCACACUAAAAUUGGACAAAACAAUUUAGCUUAUUUUUUUCUAAAAUUAUUAUAAAAUUUAGUUAAAAUUUGACAUUUGACUCCAUUAAUUUAUGUUUAAAUUCACAUUUUCCUCCAUUAAUUUGUAAAAAAAAUUGUUUCUUAAAAGCAAACAUAAUAGGUUUCAAUGAAAAAAUUGCAAACGUUGAUUCUUACGAACAAAUGUAAAAUAACCAUGCUUUUCAUCAAAAUUGCAAACUUAUUUGAUUUGCGUUUUAAAGCCUGAAUUUAUUUUCUUGUUAAAAGUUGAUUAAAAAAUAUUUAUUAAUUGUAAGAUUAUGUUUUUAAAGUAAAUUAAUAACCAACUUACAUAUAAUUGUAUGGAAUGUAUUUUUUUAAAAGAAAUAUACAUAAUUUGUUACAUUUAAGCUCAUAAAAAACUAAUAAUUUGUAAAAUUUAACUUGCAUAGGGUAAAAAUAUGGGUUAUUGAUAUUUAAAAUUAAAUUUAUAAUGGGAUAUUGUUAUUACUCAAAGUAUGUAAAAUAUAUGACACAUAAUUUACUAUAUGAUCAACCUGUUUUUUACAAAUAAAUAAAAAAAAAUAAAUAAAGAAAAAUAGAAAUGACCUUCUCCAUAAUAUUAGUAACUUUAACGGUUUUAUGAAUCGUAAAUAUACAAUCAAAAAUAUACUGUGUAGAUUUUGAUGCAUAAUAUCUUAAAAUAACUAUGUUAAAUUAACUGCUUAGAUUUUGUAUAUGUGUUUCAAUUCGAUGUAACCUAUUUGUUUCUGUUUCGCCGGAUCCUCGGAAUGUACUCUCCAAUUGCCCAAGUUUUUUGAGUUGUUCUAAUACAUUAUUAUUAAAUAAUGUUUAUAUUUUUUGUUCGGUAUAACUAAAGCUAUUAGAAUUUUGGAAAGCUAAAUCUUUUUAUUGAUUUGGAAAAUAAUAGAUUCUUAAACAGAUUAUGUAUUGUGCAAUAUAUAGUUGAGAUACGAUUGUGAUAAAAUCAGCAGACUGAAAUGGGUGGUGAAGUUUCCAAGUUAUGUACAUUCUGUUUCUGUUGCGUUUCGGAGCGGCCAGAAGAAUCCAAUCGGUAAAACUUAUAGCUUUGAUCUACAAAGGGAAACUUGAUAACCACAGACGUAUUGCUGUCAAAAGGUUUAACAGGAAAGCUUGGCCUGAUUCUCGUCAGUUUCUGGAGGAAGCUAAAGCUGUUGGUCAGUUAAGGAACUAUAGGAUGGCAAAUCUGCUUGGAUGUUGCUAUGAAGGUGAAGAGAGACUUCUUGUUGCUGAGUUUAUGCCCAACGAGACUUUGGCUAAGCAUCUUUUCCACUGGGAGUCACAACCGAUGAAGUGGGCUAUGCGACUAAGAGUAGCUUUACAUAUAGCUCAAGCUUUGGAGUACUGUAUUAUGCUUAAACACUUGCGAAUCAGUGCGUGUGUGUGUGUUUCCUCAGGUCGUGUGACACCAGAAAGUGUGAUGUACAGUUAUGGAACUCUGUUGCUUGAUCUUCUUAGUGGAAAACACAUUCCUCCAAGCCAUGCGCUGGACCUCAUACGGGACAGGAACAUUCAAAUGUUGAUCGAUUCAUGCUUGGAGGGUCAAUUUUCAAGAUGCUUGCAGUAUGAGCCUCGUGAACGGCCUAACCCAAAAUCUCUAGUCACUGCAAUGAUUCCUCUGCAGAAGGAUCUUGAGGUAUGUAUGUUUUUACAACCACCCACCCUUCUUUUGUCUUUCUCAAGCUCUUGUAUUCUUUUGGCUGAUACGUUUUGUGCAUACCAAGCAGUGCCACAACAACGCCUCUUUCACCACUUGGAGAAGCAUGCCUAAGAACUGAUCUAACUGCCAUCCAUGAGAUUAUUGAGAAACUUGGAUAUAAAGAUGAUGAGGGAGCAGCCACAGAGGUUACUUUCUUUAAUCAUUCUCGUAAUUGUCUCUCAUUGCAAGUCCAUGGUACCUUGGUUACAUUCUUUGAUUCUUAUUGUAAUGUGAUCACCUUUUGGGCUUGUUUGUUGCUUUGUUUUUCUGCAAAAUUUGCAGCUAUCUUUCCAGAUGUGGACCAACCAGAUGCAGGAUUCACUCAACUUCAAGAAAAAGGGUGAUGUUGCUUUCCGGCAUAAAGACUUUGCAAAUGCUAUUCUCAGGUGAGUGUUUGAGGUUUUCAGAUAAAAGUUAGUGAGUAAAUCACAGACACUAGUCCUAUCACAGUUUCGGAUCAUAAAUUUUUAUUUUUAUUUUUUUUUGUUAUUGACAGUUUAUCGAGGGUGGGACAAUGGUUUCACCAACUGUUUAUGCAAGGAGAAGUCUGUGUCACCUGAUGAAUGAUAUGCCCCAAGAGGCAUUGAAUGAUGCAGUGCAAUCCCAAGUGAUAUCUACUGCUUGGCAUAUCACAUCUUAUCUUCAAGCUGUAUCUCUUUCAGCUCUAGGACAAGAGAACGAAGGUCAUGCUGCUCUUAAAGACGGAUCAAUGCUGGAAAGCAAAAGAAACGCUCUAUGAUGAUGGUAACAAAAGCACCAAGAGGAAAGCAAAAGAGCAAACAGAGGGAUUGUUUAUCUUCUGACAUUGACCCAAACACCCCCCAUAGGCUUUGCAGCAUAAGAUCAAAACCCACCAUCACCUUCAUAAGUAGAUAGGAGCUAUCACACAGCUCUGUGUGCAUCCUCAUCAUUAUCAUCACUGGUUCUUCUUCCUUUCUUUUUUUCUUCUAAAUACUGGAUGAUGCAUUCAUUUGGUUUUGUACGGCAAAUUGGACUCUUGUUGUGUGUUUCGGUUACUGGCAUAUGAUCAUUUCCUUAUUAUACAGAAGAUAAAGUUGCAUACUUUAAAUCUUUGAUGGGGAUUGGGAAUAUGUGUGAUUGCGGAUUUGCUUUGAUGGGUUCCAUUAUUUGUAAUCGGUGUUUUAUGUAUAGAGAGCACUUUGUAUUUUGACUUGAUGAUCUUUUGAAUUUUGCAUAUCAGAAAUGUUAUUGUU